CAGUUUACUGCUAAGGAGUAACCUUCAGGGACCAUGGCCAGAAGUCUGCAAGAGGCGGUGACCUGUCCAAUUUGUCUAGAAUUUUUCUACAAGCCCUUUUCUCUCUCCUGCAUGCACACUUUCUGCUUUGAUUGCAUAAAAAAUUGGAGGCUAGAAAGGAAGAAUCAGAAAUUGAUCUGCCCCAUGUGUCGACAAGUAAAUAAGAAAGGCCUUUUGGAGCAAUGGCAAAUUAGGGGACUAACGCUUCUCGUCCAACAGCACAGUUCCCUGCUGGAGCUGAGUCUGCACAUGAGUGAAGAGUUCCUGAGGUUCCGGAAGGAUGUGACCCUGGAUGCAGUCACAGCCAACUCCCACCUAGUCGUCUCUGAUGACCUAAAGCAUGUCUGGUGUGGAAAGAUCUGCCACAACCUGAUGAUAGAUCCCCAGAGAUUCACCUACCUGCCCUGUAUCCUGGGCACCCCUUGCUUCUCCUCUGGCCGCCAUUACUGGGAGGUAGAGGUGGGAGAGGGGAAGGAGUGGGCUCUGGGGGUCUGCAAAGAAUCAGUGGACAGAAAGAGGAAAAGCGGUUUCUCUUCUGAGCAUGGCUUCUGGAUCAUCAGCAUGAAUGCAGGAGCAAUCUAUGCCAGCUCCAUCCCAGAAACCAGAAUUCCUGCAAGCUCUGGCCUUAGCCGUGUAGGAAUUUUUCUAGAUGUUGAGAUGGAAGAAAUCAAGUUUUUUGAUGUCAGAAAUGAUGCCCUCAUUUAUGUACACAGUCCUCUCACCUGUUUGGAGCCAUUGCGUCCAUUCUUCUGUCCCGAGUCGCCUGGAGAAGGUGACAGAGGUGCCCCCCUGAGCAUCUGCCCAUGAGAAAUUCAGCCCUUUCUAGAAGCUUUAUGA
Ceratotherium simum simum (southern white rhinoceros) is the source of this 876-nucleotide messenger RNA. NCBI's taxonomy places the organism in Eukaryota, Metazoa, Chordata, Mammalia, Perissodactyla, Rhinocerotidae. The record is from RefSeq and is a predicted model, not a curated record.